AUGGAUGGACGAAAGUACUCCUCAAAACUGGAGGGAAAGCAUCUAUUAGUUUUCGGUGGCACUUCAGGGAUUGGCUUCUGUGUUGCGGAAGCAGCUCUCGAGCAGGGUGCGAGCGUAUAUAUCUCUGGUUCCAAUCCAAAUAAACUCCAGUCCGCCCUGGCGAAGCUACUGGAGGCAUACCCAACAGCACACAACCGGUUGGAUGGGAAGACAUGUGACCUUUCUGUAGCAGAGAAGCUAGAGGAGAACCUCACAAAUAUUCUGAGAGCAGCCACACGGUCCUCCAAGAUUGACCACGUUGUCUUCACCUCUGGGAACGAUCUCCACCUAGGUCACGUGUCUCACAUCAUGAUUGACGAAGUUUAUGCUGCCGGCAUUGUGAGAUUCUUUGCCCCUGUCAUCCUCGCCAAACUUUCUUUCGACUUCCUAAAAGUUGGCCCAGAAAGCUCAAUGACAUUCACUGGGGGAGCGGGAUCGCAGCGGCCGCCUCCGAAUUUUGCUAUCGCAGGAGCUUAUACUGCUGGUUUGGAGGGGUUAGUAAGGGGUCUUGCAGUUGACCUCAAGCCUCUGAGAGUGAAUUUGGUUGCAGUUGGUGCUGUGCAUACCGAGAUGUUGGAUAGAGUUGCACGCGCUCAGGACGGGUUGCUCGAUGUCUUGAAGAGCCAAACAACUCUUGGAGUGGUUGGUCAACCUGAAGACGUUGCAGAAGCAUACAUCUAUGUGAUGAAAGACAACUUCAUUACUGGGUCCGUGAUAAGUACGAAUGGUGGGGCUCUUUUGAUCUGA
Messenger RNA from Aspergillus alliaceus, 786 nucleotides. RefSeq lists its product as uncharacterized. Bases 1 to 786 code for a protein of 261 amino acids. Lineage: Eukaryota; Fungi; Ascomycota; Eurotiomycetes; Eurotiales; Aspergillaceae. The transcript has a single exon. Gene Ontology annotation, molecular function: oxidoreductase activity. The record is from RefSeq and is a predicted model, not a curated record.